Molecule: messenger RNA, 1009 nt
Organism: Aphidius gifuensis
Lineage: Eukaryota; Metazoa; Arthropoda; Insecta; Hymenoptera; Braconidae
Gene: Rsph1
Product: radial spoke head 1 homolog
Exons: 6
Coding region: 95-949 (284 amino acids)
Biological process (GO): spermatid development; axoneme assembly
Cellular component (GO): nucleus; motile cilium
Source: RefSeq, a predicted model, not a curated record
UUAAAAACCAUAACAACAAAAUAUUAUAUAAAUUAAUGAAUUUUUUUAUUUCUUUUUUCAAUGAUGAUGUAUUAAAAAUAAUAAAAACAAAAAGAUGAAAGAUCAUAAUGACAAAGUAAAGGAGGAUAAUAAAACAAAUGCCCUCGGGGAGUAUGAAGGAGAACGAAAUUCACAGGGUGAAAGAAAUGGUUUCGGCAAGGCUUUUCUUUCAAAUGGAGAUAUUUACGUGGGUUUAUAUUCCAAUGGUUUACGUCAUGGAAAAGGACUUUAUAAAUUUAAAAACGGUUCCAGUUAUGAUGGAGAAUGGCAGCGCGGAUUAAAAUUUGGCAAUGGUACAUUUAUUUAUCCAAACAAUUCACAUUACCAAGGUGAAUGGAAAAAUAAUAUUAAAAGUGGCUUUGGAAUUUAUCACUAUGAAAAUGGUGAUUGCUAUGAGGGAUCAUGGAAUGAUGAUGUUCGUCAUGGUCUUGGUACAUAUUUUUUUAAAUCUUAUGGUGUUAAAUAUAUGGGUACUUGGAUUAAUGAUAAAAUGCAAGGACCUGGACAAUUAAUUUAUCCUAAAUAUAGAUAUCAUGGUUAUUGGGAAAAAAAUUUGCCAAUUGGAAAGGGAUGUUUUGUAUUUGAAAAUAAAUGUAUGCAGCAUGGAUUUUAUACACAUGUAUUAGAUAAAAAAAAUUCUAAUAAUGAUGCAAAUAAAAAAAAUGAAGAUUUAAAUAUAAAUAAUUCAAUGUCAAUUUGGCGAGCUCAAAGUGUCACUCAUUAUGAUCCUGACCUGUUGCCACAGGAAGCUGUACCUCUUCGUGAACAAACUUCCGUUGAAUCAUCAACAGACAUUUGUGGUGAAGAAAUUUGGACAUCUGAUGAACAAAUGUAUCUCACUCCAAUUGAAUCAGAACAAGAAUUUCAUAGUUUUCCACGUGACUAUGAUAAUUUUGGAGACGAAGGAUAAUUAAAAUUGUAUUAAUUUACUUUUUUUAACUUUAAUUUUAUUAAAGAAAUUAUAUAAAAA